Molecule: messenger RNA, 856 nt
Organism: Pyrus x bretschneideri (Chinese white pear)
Lineage: Eukaryota; Viridiplantae; Streptophyta; Magnoliopsida; Rosales; Rosaceae
Product: protein MHF2 homolog
Exons: 7
Coding region: 130-441 (103 amino acids)
Biological process (GO): replication fork processing; kinetochore assembly; resolution of meiotic recombination intermediates
Cellular component (GO): FANCM-MHF complex; Fanconi anaemia nuclear complex
Source: RefSeq, a predicted model, not a curated record
GUUAUUGCUCAAAGAAUUUCUUUUGACUAUAAACGACGCCGUCCCCUUCAAGUUAAAAAGAGCGCCAGCAACUCGGAACAAAAAAAAAAAAAAAAGCACAAGAGAAGAAAGAGCGCCUGAUUCUCUCCCAUGGAGGAACCCACAUUUGAGCCUGAUCUAAUUCACGCGAUUUUCAAGAUCGUCUGGUCCAGAAGAGCUAUCGAGCGUCAAAUGAUCGAAGGCGCCGAUGCGUUGGACGGCGAGACCGGAGCUGGAACAUCGAAGAAGAAUCGCCCCACAUCAGCCAAUGGAAAUGCCUUAAAAUUGAGCUGUGAACUUCUCCGGAAUUUUACCACAGAGGCUGUGCAGCGUGCUGCUACAAUUGCCGAAGCGGAGGGCGUGAGUAAAAUUGAACCAACUCACUUGGAGCGGGUUCUCCCACAGUUGCUUUUGGAUUUUUGAGGGAUGGUGAUGGAAUGCCUUUACAUGGGACCUUCAUUUCUAUGGAGCGCACUUAGACGGACUUUUAUUUUCUUAGUGGAAGUUCUGUUUUGUUUUGAAGCAUGAAUCUGAGGAAGCAUGUCUAUUGAUAAUUUGACUGCCUGCGUUUUGCUUCAGGUUCCAAAAUUUGGUGAACUAAAACAAGAGUAUGGACGGUAAUAUUCUCGGAGGCAUUGACAAUAAUGUUGUUUCUUUGGAACCAAACCUCGUAUUAGAUGUUUGUUUGCUGCUAUGAACUCACUUUGUAAUUUUUAAGCUAGAAUCCUUGAAUUUCUGCUGGAAAUCUUGGGAGUGGGAGUUUAGGAUAUGCAUGAUCUUUGGUGUACUGUAAAUCUUCGUUGAAUUAGUAUAAGUCUAAACGACAAAUUGCCCCUCA